Messenger RNA from Bicyclus anynana (squinting bush brown), 1349 nucleotides. RefSeq lists its product as uncharacterized. NCBI's taxonomy places the organism in Eukaryota, Metazoa, Arthropoda, Insecta, Lepidoptera, Nymphalidae. The transcript is spliced from 3 exons. Bases 73 to 783 code for a protein of 236 amino acids. Gene Ontology annotation, molecular function: DNA binding. The record is from RefSeq and is a predicted model, not a curated record.
UGUGUCAGUCGCGCGACGCUCGCCGAAGUGGCCGCACGUCGUUUUUAAGCGAAAUUAUCACGAAAUAAAAUAAUGAGCAAUGUAUCGAAUAUAGACAUCGACAAACUAAUAAAGUGCGUGAAAUGUCGGCCGACGUUGUAUAGCAGGAACGGGAGAUAUGAGACGGGGCAUCAGCAACGGAAAAAGCGUCUGUGGUUGGAAGUCUGUGCGGAAUUGAAUCCGGACUUUCAUAAGAUGAGUGCGACGCAAAGGCAGGAAUAUGAUAGCGAAGUUUACAAGCGUUGGCGAAGCCUGAGGACAUGUUUCACGAGGGAGCUGGCGCUGCAGAAGAAAGAGAAGAUAGAGAAAACGACAAAAAGGAGAAAGAUAUACGAGAAUUUCGAUGCGCUCAGGUUUUUGCUUGUAGAUUGUGGGGAAGAUGCGAGCGCAUAUCAAGACGAAUCAAUUCAGAUACUACAAUUCGACAGUGAGGAAGAUACACCAGAGUUUGAAGACUUAGACGAGUCUUCGAGAGGCGAAGGUACACUUCAGAACAUAAAAUCCGAAGUUGAGAUAGAGAGUUAUCCUGAAAGUGAAGUUUUCUUUAACACGCCCAAUUCCGUCAAGGAAACGGUACGAGGAAGCACGCGCGACACUUUGGACGUUUCUUUAAGACAAGAAAGCGACAGUGACAAGCUAUUCAUGUUAUCUUUGAUACCAAGUUUUAGAAGAAUACCUACCAAAAAGAAGUUAGCUGCUAAAAUUGCAUUGUUGAAAGUUAUGGAGAGUUUCCAAGAAGAUUAAAUUAAAGGAGUUGAAGAAAAGUUGAUGUCCGAUACUUUGGACGUUUUGUCAGCACAAGAAAGGGACAGUGAUAAGACGAAUAUUUAUGUUAUCUUUGAUACCAAGUUUUAGAAGAACUCCUCCCAGAAAAAAUGUUAGCUGCGAAAAUUUUAUUGUUGAAAGUUAUGCAGAGUUUCCAAGAUGUUUAAACGUAGUUAAAAAAACGGGAUACAAUUUUUGAUACUUUAGAGUUUGAUACAUUGGACGUUUCGUCAAGACAAGAAAGCGAAAUGAUAAGCUGUUCAUGUUAUCUUUGAUACCAAGUUUUAGAAGAAUAACUCCCAAAAAGGAAUUAGUUGCCAAAAUAGCAUUUUUUAAAGGUAUGCAGAGUUUCCAAGAUGAUUAAAUAAACGAAGUUAAACAAACUGCAUACGAUGUGUCAUACUUUGGACGUUUCGUCAAGAUAAGAAAACGAAAGCUAUUCGUGUUAGCUGCGAAAAUUGGAUUGUUGAAUGUUAUGCCGAGUUUUAAAGAAAAUUAGGAAGAAAUGACGCCAAAGAAACAGUACAAGAUAUUAUGCAGAGAUU